Macroventuria anomochaeta is the source of this 1848-nucleotide messenger RNA. RefSeq lists its product as uncharacterized. NCBI's taxonomy places the organism in Eukaryota, Fungi, Ascomycota, Dothideomycetes, Pleosporales, Didymellaceae. The coding region runs from base 1 to 1848 and encodes 615 amino acids. Gene Ontology annotation, molecular function: transcription coactivator activity. Gene Ontology annotation, biological process: regulation of transcription by RNA polymerase II. Gene Ontology annotation, cellular component: SAGA complex. The record is from RefSeq and is a predicted model, not a curated record. The transcript has 2 exons.
AUGGCGCCCACAACGAGCAGCAAAGGCAAGGCGAAGCCCGGCGGCGGGAAAGCAUCGGCGGCACCGCGCAGCCGCAACACAACACCGCUGCCCAACGCCCGCCCGUCCGUCGAGCCGCCGUCAGGGUCCACGGCCAGCUACUUCGAGAAGCCGCUCAGCAGCGCGCUCAAGAAAUGCAGUACCACGAUGGAAGAGAUCCUGGAAACGGGAGCCAGCAACGGCACCAUCCCGUCCGGGGGUACGCUGCUCAAGAUGCGCGACCAGGUAGAGAAGACAGUGCUGAAGAGCAUCGAGACACGCUGCACACAGGCGGAGGCCGCGCUGAGGACGCUGCAUGGCCUGCGCAAGAACCGCGGCCCCCGCGAGAGGAAGGACGACAAGGACGACGACCGCAAGCACAAGCUCAAGAAAGUAGGCAAGAGGCACGACGAAGACAGCAAGCACCCGCCUGCCGUCGGCGCACACGGUCUCGCCCGGCAGGAUGGCGUUGAACCGCAUGCGCCAGCUGCCGACGCACCGCAGGACGCAGCAUCGCCCAGUGGGUCAGACGUCUCGCACCAGCCCGCGCCCGCACCCGCCGUGCCGCAGUACCAGACCUUUGGCGAAGACCCGGUCAAGUUCGACGAUCCCACCGUGUACCACAUCCGCGAAGUCACCCCGGGCAUGGGCGAUGAAGAGAGGAAGGAGAUCUACUCUGUCGCUGUCUUUCCACCCUCGAAUCUGCACGACAAGAUCGCCGGCAUACCGCCAGACAAAGACUUCUCGAACGCAAAGCCUGCGACGCAGGUCAAUGCUGGUGUCUUUGCCAACUACGUCGAGCCCUACAUACGGCCGUUGACGGAAGAGGAUGUGGCCUUCCUCAAGGAGCGCGGCGAUCGCGUAGGGCCUUUCGUGCUCCCCAGACGAGGGCAGCGACACUACAAGGAGAUAUGGGCGGAGGAAGACGGUGCCAUGCACAUCGACUCGAAGGUCGAGCGUCCAGCACCGAACGUUCCUCGAGGCGCUGCCGAAGACGCCGGGGACGAUGUUCUCGAGACGGAGCAGGUGUCCGCUGGGCCUCUGGUCUCGCGACUGUUAGCCACACUCCGACCAGAAGGGCGCGGUAGCCAGAACAGCUCUAACGACGCCAACGGCACCAACGGCACCAACGGCAUCAACGGCGACGCUAUGGACAUUGACGAGGGCGCGGGCGCUGGCGCCCCUGCAGACACAACAAACACCAAUGCGCUCCCCUCCGCAACCCAGCUCCCCGACUUGGUCGGUCGCGCGCCGCAACCCAGCAGCGGCCGCGCGGAUUACGCCACCCUCGAGGACCGCGUGCUCAUGGAGUUGAAGCACUACGGCUUCCUUUCCGAGGCCGAUGCCGAGACGCAAUCCUACGACUCACACUUCGACGACGAAGUCGCCCAGCGAUUGCGCUUCUUGCAGGAGGAGUUGCGCAAACAGUCCAUCGUAAACGGCGCGCGGAAACAGCGACUCCUCGAACUUACGGAGGAGAGGAUCGCACAGCAGGAAUACAACACCAUUGCCGACGACCUCGACAACCAGCUCAACGCCGCAUACCUCAAGCGGAACAGGAACAUCGGCAAAGGCAAGAAGCAGAACAAGAGGCCUGGUGGUGCUGGUGGCGGCUCGCAUGCUGUGGCUAACGCGGGCAUCACAAGGCCGGGUGUUGGCGAACCGAUCAGGACGCUCAUGGAACGACGGACACAGUGGAUCAACACCAUUGGCCCGGUUGUCAACUAUGGCAAAACCGGGUUACCGACUGACACUAUCUUUGCCGAGGAUAAGAUGAAAGAGCUUGAGAGUCGGGAGGUGGAGAUCUGGAACACCGAGGCGGAGGAAUAG